AUGGAGAAGACAGAAGCCGUGCAGGAAGUGGCACCUGAGCCAAAGGCCCGAAAAGAGCACAAGAAGGAGAAGAAGGAAACCGCGGGUCUCAGCCCUGAAGAGCUUAAGGAACUCGAAGACCUCAAGCAGAAGAUCAUCGAGGAGAAGGCAAUCCUCAAGGAGCAGGGCAUGAGCGGCGGCCAGAUCAACAAGAACGAGAAGAUUGUGGCGAUGGUGACACGCCUGAAUGAGCUGAAGGAGAAGCAGGACCCUGGCAGCUCCAAGAAGGAGAAGGAUGCAAAAAAGGACUCCAAAAAGAAGACCCCACUUAGUGCGGAAGAGCAGAAAGAGUAUGUUCAGCUGCAGGGCGACAUC
Molecule: messenger RNA, 354 nt
Organism: Symbiodinium pilosum
Lineage: Eukaryota; Dinophyceae; Suessiales; Symbiodiniaceae
Source: the annotation of a GenBank genome assembly